UGCUGCCCUAUAAAAGAGACACACACACACACACACACACACACACAUCUGGCAGGAAUCAUCUGCUCCAAUCACUGAAAUCAUUCUAUUCUACAAAGAGAAAAGCAAUGAAGGCCUUCAUUAUGAUGACAUGCUGCUUGCUAGCUCUGUUUCUCCCCGUUCUCGUUGCUGCUGCUCCUGCGUAUGUGCGUCUCCUGCCUCAGGACUGUCAGGAAAUCUACAGGAGUGGUGUUAAUAAUAGUGGCGUGUACACCAUCUACCCUUCAGACACCACCCCUGUAGAGGUGUACUGUGAGAUGGGCUGCGCUGAGGAUUCAUCCCGAGGAUGGACAGUGAUUCAGAGGAGAAUAGACGGCAGUGUGAAUUUCUACAGGCGUUGGAAUCAGUACAGGAAUGGCUUUGGGAAUAAGAGUGGAGAAUACUGGCUGGGUUUGGAGAACCUCUACAUGAUGACCCACAACAAGCUGUAUGAGCUGAAAGUGGACCUGGAGGACUUUGAUGGAUUGACAGCAUCCGCUCUCUACACAACUUUCUCUGUAGGCCCUGAAAUGAACGGCUAUGUGCUCCAAGUUGGUGGCUUUGUAGAAAAAGGAGCAGGUGAUGCGCUGAGUUAUCACAGUGGACAGAGAUUCUCCACUUUCGAUAAUGAACAGAAUCCUUAUGGCUGUGCUAAAUCAUACCUCGGGGGGUUUUGGUACUAUGCUUGCCACUAUGCAAACCCCAAUGGUUUCUAUCUGGGGAGACAGGACAGCACUUAUUUUGCCAUUGGUAAUGUGUGGUAUCAGUGGAGAGGCUAUUAUUAUGGCCUUAAGUCCAUCACUAUGAAAAUCAGGCCUGUGUCUUAAACUUGCAAUGCAAAAGCCAGGAUAUUUCCACCCUGGAAAUAGAACAACACUGUUAGCUGUGAUUUUCUAGGUUACCAGAGUCAUUCUGUUAGUUAGGACCAAUUAUGUAAUUCUCUCCUCUAUAUAGGUAAACCACGUAUGUCUUUAAUCAAGUGCAUUCUAAAAAAUAAAUAAUAAAUCCCUACUUUUAUCUUUUUCUUUGUUCAAGUCCAGAAAAUAAAAUGUGUUUUGGGUAUUGUAUUACUUUCUUAACCAUGUAAUUGGUAAUGAAUUCUCUUGUGGAUAUUAAAUUUCAGUUUUAGUUUAAA
This is a messenger RNA of Pangasianodon hypophthalmus (striped catfish), 1153 nucleotides long. Its product is annotated as microfibril-associated glycoprotein 4-like. Lineage: Eukaryota; Metazoa; Chordata; Actinopteri; Siluriformes; Pangasiidae. The transcript has 6 exons. The record is from RefSeq and is a predicted model, not a curated record. Gene Ontology annotation, biological process: elastic fiber assembly. The coding region runs from base 108 to 845 and encodes 245 amino acids.